CCAUCCAGUGUAUGCAAUGCCGCUGCCAUCGCUCAGCAGCUUCUUCCUCGGGUUCGUCGCAGGAUGCCUCACCAUCCUCCUGCUCCUCGCCAUCGCCGCCGUGUCUCUCACCCGCUCCGGCGACAUCUACGGCCUCGGCCACUGGAAGCUCAACAUCAGGACACCCUUCCCUUCCAUGUGGAUGAACCUGGGCUAUUGGACCCGAGAUGACGGCACCGCAAUUCAGCACUUUGACGAGGCCGCGCGAAACAUGCUCCGGCAGCUCUUACAAGCGGCUGGCAUCCUCUCCGAUUCAUCAUCAGCAUCAUCAUCCCCAUCCGUCGCUGUUCUAGACGUUGGCUUUGGGUGCGGCGACCAGACCGUUGCCCUGGCCGAAAUCAUCAAUGCUUCAAGACGACCUCAAUUCCGCUACGUAGGACUAACUCUCAACGCAACGCAGCUCCAAGAAGCACAACAAAGGCUCGACGCCGCUCUAUCCCACUCAACUCAAGACCCCCCAUCAUCCUCAUCAUCAUCAUCAACAACCUCACUCAACCUCCCCAAAGCCUCCGCCUUCCAACUCUACCAAGCAGACGCCGCCCAACCCACGUCCUGGCCCCCGGCCGUCCUCUCCUCCGUCACCUCCCUCGCAGACGCAUCCUUUUCCGAGCGCUGGCUCAUGGGCCUCGACUGCCUCUACCACUUCUCCCCCUCCCGCAAGCCAAUCUUCACCCUCGCGGCGCGGACCCUGCACGCCAACGUCAUGGCGUUCGACCUCAUCCUCAGCGACUCUGCGUCAUUUUGGCAAACUCUGGCCGUCAGGAUCCUGGGCUUCGUCUUACUCUGUCCCUGGCGGACGUUUUUGACGGAACGCGAGUAUCGAGAACAGCUGGUUGAGUGUGGCUACGAUAGAGAGCAGGUUGAGAUUCGGGACGUCUCCGACCAUGUGUUUGGCGGGCUGGCAAGCCACUUGCGGAAGCAAGAUGCCGUGCUGAGACCGUAUGGCAUCUCGUUGACGGCGUAUGCCUUGGUGGGGAGGGUGUACGAGUGGUUUGAUCGCACGAGGGUGCUCAAGGGUGUGGUUGUUGUUGGGAGGGUAUCACAUUGUGGCUUAUCGUAGAAUAGACUUUUUCUGCGAGAGCGGCCCCAUCGCGAGCCGCAUUCCUCAGACAUCGCCAGCUUCAAACCACAAUAAGCUUAUAUCAACACAAAAUCCGCC
Trichoderma reesei QM6a is the source of this 1198-nucleotide messenger RNA. RefSeq lists its product as uncharacterized. Bases 17 to 1099 code for a protein of 360 amino acids. NCBI's taxonomy places the organism in Eukaryota, Fungi, Ascomycota, Sordariomycetes, Hypocreales, Hypocreaceae. The record is from RefSeq and is a predicted model, not a curated record. The transcript has 3 exons.